Molecule: messenger RNA, 965 nt
Organism: Heterotrigona itama
Lineage: Eukaryota; Metazoa; Arthropoda; Insecta; Hymenoptera; Apidae
Source: the annotation of a GenBank genome assembly
AUGGAAAUCCAGGCACUUUUUGAUGGACAUUUUAUCAAAUAUUCAUAUACCUCAUUUGUGCCACAAGUAAUGGAGCAAUGCCAUACUACAAUGAUAAUGAACAAAAUAAACAUCAAGGAAUGGAAAGAAAACUUAUAUUUCACAAUUUCACAGAACUUUAUUGGAACAAGAUAGAUUUUCCACGCGGUAGCUUUAUGAUAACAAGGUGGACCAUGUGAAAGAAGAUCUUAUCCUUCCCAAAGUACAAAUAUCAAUCAAAACAUUACAUCAGCCUAAUUAAGCUGUUUACAACAAUAUAUCUAUUUAGAAAAAAAAAAAAAAUGAACAUCGAAAAAUGUACUGCGAAUCGUGUUAGAAUACAUUUCAUAUAAAACAUAUAUAGUUACACUGUACAAUAUUAUUUACGAUAUAAAUAAUGAUUUUUCAAUAUUAUUUACAACAUUGAAAAAUUAUUGUUAAAGAUAUAUGUUUAAAUAUAGCAAUAAGAUAAUUUCUCGAAGCUUUCGCGUAAUUUCUCUAAAUUUUUUUCCGAGCUGUAUUUUAUCUUUAUGAUUGUUAAAAUGAAAUAAACUAAAUUUUUACGGCCUAAUGAAUGUAACGAAUGUAACGAAUGUAAAAAUGAAUUUCGAAUAAAGCAAUUUGAAUAUUUAUUUUUUGAUAAGCGUUGUCAAGCGCGAUGUUAUCAGAAAUGGAAAUCUUUAUAUUAUUUAUAUACACUCCAUAUUAAUUAAUUACCUUAACUAUUGUAAUAUUAAAUAAAAAAUGUUAAUUAAACACAAAAUAAUUGCUGUAAUCCCCCCCUCCCCCAAAUAGAGGUGUUUUUCAUAUCAUCAAUUGUAUAAUCUAUUAAAUUUUGUCGGAUAUUUACUAAAAUUUAACAAUGUACGCUCCAUGUGGAAAAAACUCCAAGGCUAUAUCAUAUUUAUACAUAGCAUAUCUAGCUUUCUUUCAUCUUAGUUCUAUUA